GGGAUUCGCCUCGCGUCACGUCAAGCCUCGAAGCUGCUCGAAAGUUCGUCUGCUCGGCACGCUGAGUAUAAAAGCGCGCGUUUCCCACUCGUCGCUCAAGUGCAAACACAGCGCUACUUACAGCUUCCCUGAGAGGAAAAGAACAGUCGAAAGCGGUACAAAAGAAGAGACUCGGUAUUACUAUUCCAAGAAGAGUACGAGUACGUUCGUCCACAAAACGAAAGACAAAUGGCAAAGGCACCAGCAAUUGGUAUCGACUUGGGCACAACCUACUCGUGUGUGGGUGUGUUCCGACACGGACAGGUGGAAAUCAUCGCUAACGACCAGGGCCAGAGAACUACCCCGAGCUAUGUGGCUUUCACGGACACUGAGCGAUUGGUAGGAGACGCUGCGAAGAACCAGGCGGCCAUGAACCCUGAGAACACCAUCUUUGACGCCAAGAGAUUGAUAGGUCGAAGGUUCGACGACAGCAGCGUACAGGCAGACAUGAAGCACUGGCCCUUCAAGGUCAUCAACGACGGAGGAAAACCCAAGGUGCAAGUGGAGUACAAAGGCGAAACAAAGACCAUGGCACCAGAAGAAAUCAGCGCCAUGGUGCUAGUGAAGAUGAGAGAGACGGCAGAAGCAUACCUGGGUCAGCGGGUCAAAGACGCCGUCAUCACGGUUCCGGCGUACUUCAACGACUCCCAGCGACAAGCGACGAAAGACGCCGGUGCCAUCGCCGGCCUGAACGUUUUGCGCAUCAUCAACGAGCCCACAGCCGCCGCCCUGGCCUACGGGCUAGACAAAAAAGGCAAAGGAGAGAAGAAUGUCCUCAUAUUUGACUUGGGCGGCGGCACCUUCGACGUGUCCAUCCUGCAGAUCAGCGAGGGCUCGCUGUUCGAGGUGAAAGCCACGGCCGGCGACACGCACCUGGGCGGCGAAGACUUUGACAGCCGCAUGGUGCAGCACUUGUGCCAAGAGUUCCAACGCAAGUACAAGAAAGACAUCAGUAAGAACCCUCGCGCCCUACGCCGCCUACGUACGGCCUGCGAACGCGCCAAGAGGACGCUGUCAAGCAGCGCAGAGGCCAGCGUAGAGAUUGAUUCGCUGUACGAGGGCAUCGACUUCUACACGCGCAUCACGCGCGCACGCUUCGAGGAGCUGUGUGCCGACCUGUUCCGCCACACGCUGGAGCCCGUGGAGCAGGCCCUGCGCGACGCCAAGCUGGACAAGCGGCAGAUCGACGAGGUGGUGCUGGUGGGCGGGUCCACGCGCAUUCCCCGCAUCCAGAAGAUGCUACAGGAAUUCAUGGGCGGCAAGGAGUUGAACAAGUCCAUUCACCCCGAUGAGGCCGUGGCGUACGGCGCGGCCGUGCAGGCCGCCGUGCUGAGCGGCGAUACGAGUGACGUCAUCCGCGACGUGCUGCUGGUGGACGUGGCGCCGCUGUCGCUGGGCAUCGAGACGGCUGGGGGCGUCAUGACCCGACUGGUGGAGCGCAACACCACCAUCCCUACCAAGACGUCCAAGACCUUCACUACGUACGCCGACAACCAGCCGGCCGUCACCAUCCAGGUGUACGAAGGAGAACGCGCCAUGACCAAAGACAAUAACCUGUUGGGGCGCUUCGAGUUGACGGGCAUCCCUCCCGCCCCGCGCGGCGUGCCCCAGAUCGAGGUGACCUUCGACAUCGACGCCAACGGCAUCAUGAAGGUGACGGCGCAGGACAAGAGUACGGGCAAGUCGUCCAACAUCACCAUCAAGAACGACAAAGGGCGGUUGAGCAAGGACGACAUCGACCGCAUGGUGAACGAGGCCGAGCGGUUCCGGGAGGAGGACGAGAAGCAGCGGCACCGCGUGGAGGCGCGCAACCGCCUGGAGGCAUACGUCUUCAGCGUGCGACAGGCCAUCAGCGACGCCGGCGAUAAAUUGAGUGAUGCGGACAGAGAGGCCGUCAGCCAGACGUGCGACGAGGCCUUGAGGUGGCUGGACAACAACUCGCUGGCGGACACAGAAGAGUUCGAACACAAAAUGCAGGAAGUGCAGAAAGCAUGCUCGCCCAUGAUGGCCAAACUUCACGGUGCCGGCGCCGGUCAGUCGUCUGCACAAGGCCGGACUGCGCCGUCUUCUGCAGGGCCCACAGUGGAGGAAGUGGACUGAACUUGAAAUGCAUGAGUGGACCUUUAUUCGUCUAGUAACGAACACUUAAAGAUCUGUUUCAGACUGUGAUAAUGCUACGGCAUCGGCUUUAACUACAUGAAUGAAAGAAACAUUGACUAUGUCGUUGGUUGUGCAAUAAAUUAAUCGUGGAAUAUAAAAUUGUAUAUUUAAAAGAGAUUUGUGGACUGGAUAGAAGAGUAUUGCGUAAUAAAGAUACAGCAUGCAUUUUU
This is a messenger RNA of Pomacea canaliculata, 2369 nucleotides long. RefSeq names its product heat shock protein 70 B2-like. The record is from RefSeq and is a predicted model, not a curated record. The transcript has a single exon. Bases 229 to 2139 code for a protein of 636 amino acids. Gene Ontology annotation, biological process: protein refolding; cellular response to unfolded protein. Gene Ontology annotation, cellular component: cytoplasm. Lineage: Eukaryota; Metazoa; Mollusca; Gastropoda; Architaenioglossa; Ampullariidae. Gene Ontology annotation, molecular function: heat shock protein binding; ATP-dependent protein folding chaperone; ATP binding.